CGGCAGAGUGUUGACCAUUGUUCGCGAUAUCGACUUUUUCCCGUGUCGUUUGCCUUGUCGCCGUUCGCUUUUCAUACUCCUUUUCACUCGCUGUCUGUUUGUCGGAGUCGUCUUGUGCAAUUAGCCAGGACCUUUUUUGUUCUCUCACAGCGGCAUUGUUGAAGCGCAUCUACUAUUCUACGCCGCGUCUCACCCCUCCACAAAAUAUAAAUCAUGUCGGCUCCCGAGCAACAAUCGUCGAGUCUGCCUUUCGGCCAAAACAUCUCUCUGGGAGACAUCAGCGGUCCCACGUACCUGACUGCUCAGACUCUGGUUCAGCAGGUUGCAUACACGCUCUCGGACAAGAUCUUCUCCUAUUCGCCCGAGACCUUCGACCUUGAUGUCGCGGCAAAGAGCUGGGAAAGUGCUGGAGAGCAGAAUGCUCACGGCUACAAGACUGGUCUCGCGUCUAUGGAGACUCGCUCCGGUGCUGGCUCCAUCGCCCUCGGAUACAUGUUCUCCAAAGACUUUGACCUGAAGAAGCGCCACAUCCCUCAAUCCAUCGUCGCCUCGUCUGGCUCGCUCGUCCACUUGCGCUCUGCCCUCGAUCAAUUGGCCCUUCUCUACAACGUCGCCAACCCCACCGUCGUUCACGUUGCUGCUGUUGACUAUGCCGCCAACUCGUCCACUGGUCUCGUCACCGACUACGUCUCGGCCCUUCGCCUUGCUGAGGAGCUCGGCCUGGGUCUGGUCGCCAGCGCUUCCACUUACGAGAUGCAGCACAUGUCGCUGUUCGCAACCCUGAUGGCCUCGAUCGUUCCGUCCCUGCACGUAUAUGACGGCAUCACUGUCGGCAGAGAGACCACCAGAAUCAUCGACGUCCUCGACAAGUCCGGCCUCAAGAAGACUUACGACGCCAUUUUGGCCGACUCGUCUCUCACCGAGAAGAAGCACUCCGACAAUGAAGGCAGAGUCAGCCGUCUCUUGAAGGCCUUCAACAACGAGCUGGGUACCGAGUACAAGCUGUUCGAGUACUCUGGUCAUGCCGAGCCCGAAUCCGUCCUGGUUGUUUUCGGAACCGUUGAGGCUUCCCUGGCCUCGCAGAUCGCCCGCGCACUGUCUGAGAAGGGUGUCAAGAUUGGUGUCAUUAACGUCCGUGUUUACCGUCCCUUCGUUGAGGAAGAGUUCCUCGAGGUUCUAGCUCCCUCCGUCCAGAACAUUGCUGUCCUCGGCCAGGUCCUUGACCAGGCUGCUGUCACUGAUGAGAGCCAACACUCCAACCUCUACAGCGACGUUCUUGCUGCCCUCAGCUUUGCCUCGCUCAACAAGACACCCGCUGUCUUCGACAUCAAGUAUGCCAGAGAGCAGGUCUGGACACCCACUUCGGUCGCAGGCCUCCUCCAGCAGAUUGGCCAAAAGAUCGACCACGCUCCCACCGACGAAGAGCGCUUCGAGAUGCCCACUGGUGAUGUGCAGCAGUACACCUUCUGGGAUAUUGACAGCUCCAAGGCUGCUUCUGCUCCUCUCAUGAUUGGUCAGCUCUUGUCUGGUGACUCCAAGCUCAACGUUAGCGUCCGCAGCGGCCACGACAACCUCGCCGCUGGCGGUGCUAUCCGCACUGACAUCAGAACUUCGGCCAAGUCUAUCGAGGCUGCUUACUCUGUCAGCUCUGCCGACAUUGCUAUCGUCAACGACUCUAGCCUGCUGAAGAGCUUCGAUGUCAUCAAGUCUGUCAAGGACGAGGGUAUCGUCGUUGUUAAGCUCGCUGAUGUCAAGGAGGACGAGAUUGAGAAGCAUCUUUCUUCCGAGGUCCGCAAGGCUCUGGCCUCCAAGAAGAUCCAGCUUUUCGCCCUCAACACCGCUGCUUCUGCUAAGGUCGAGGAGCAGCCCGAGUUGGAGAGCUACCUGGUUCAGCUCGCUUUCCUCAAGCUUGCCCGCAGCGACCUCUACGAGACUGGUGUCAAGAAGCUUGCUGGCGGCAACGAUGCCCUCGAGGCUCUUUCCAAGGAGAUCGACGAAGUCAUUCGCAAGGUCGAGAUCCCCGAGUCUUGGCUCACUGUUGAGUCUGAGACCAAUCAGCCCCUGCCUAUGCCCGAGGACCUGAACAUCAACAGCUUCAUCAAGUUCGACAAGGAGGAGCCCGAGGAGGCUUACCUGCUCAGAGACUGGGAGAAGGUUGCCAAAGGUCUUGCCUUCAAGGAGGCAUACGGUACCCAGAACGCUCUACGUCCCGACCUCAGCGUCAAGACUGCUGUUGUCACCGUCAAGGAGCGUCGCCGUCUCACUCCUAGAACUUACGACCGUAACAUCUUCCACAUUGAGUUUGACCUUGGCGAGACCGGUCUCACCUAUGCCAUCGGCGAGGCUCUUGGUAUCCACGCCGAGAACGACAAGACUGAAGUCGAGGAGUUCAUCAAGUGGUACGGUCUUAACCCUGAGGAGGUCGUCGAGGUUCCUUCUCGCGAAGAUGCCCAGAUUCUCGAGAACCGUACUGUCUACCAGGCUCUGCUACAGAACGUUGACAUCUUUGGACGUCCCCCUAAGCGCUUCUACGAGGCUCUUUCGGAGUAUGCCGAUGACGAGGCCGAGAAGACUCAGCUUCUCCUGCUUGGUACUGGUGGCAACCAGGAGGCUCAGGUGGACUUCAAGCGUCGCGCUGAGGUCGAUACUGUCACUUACGCCGAUCUUUUGCUUGAGUUCCCCUCUGCUCACCCUUCGUUCCACGACAUCGCUCGUCUUGUUGCCCCCAUGAAGCGCCGUGAGUAUUCUAUCGCUUCUUCGCAGAGAGUCACCCCCAACAGCGUUACCCUCUGUAUCGUUACCGUCAACUGGGUUGACCCCAAGGGUCGCGACCGCUUUGGUCAGGCCACUCGUUACCUCGAUGCCCUCGAGGUCGGCAAGCCCGUCACCGUUUCCGUCAAGCCUUCGGUUAUGAAGCUUCCCCACAAGUCCACUGCCCCCAUCAUCAUGGCUGGUCUUGGUACGGGUCUUGCUCCCUUCCGCGCCUUUGUUCAAGAGCGUGCCUGGCAAAAGGAGCAAGGCAUGGAUAUCGGUGCUGUCAUGCUUUACAUGGGUUCUCGUCACCAGAAGGAGGAGUACCUCUACGGUGAGGAAUGGGAGGCUUACCAGGAUGCUGGUAUCAUCACCCACAUGGGCUGUGCCUUCUCCCGUGACCAACCUGAGAAGAUCUACAUUCAGGACCGCAUGCGCGAGACCCUGAAGGAGAUUCGCCAGGCCUACCUCCGUGACGAGGGUGCCUUCUACCUUUGCGGUCCUACUUGGCCCGUACCCGAUGUCACCAAUGUCCUUGAGGAGGCCAUUGAAGUCGAGGCCAAGGAGACCGGUAAGAAGGUCGACCCCCGCAAGGUCAUUGACCAGCUCAAGGAUGAGGAGAGAUACGUUCUCGAGGUCUACUAGAUGCAACAACUUGUUGCUUGGAAAAAUGUCUUUGGAAAUUCUCUGUACAUAAAAUAGAAUUUGUAAACAAAAAUCGUGACUUGAUAGAACACAGUUAUUGCAUGAUCUCGAUCCAUUUGCCCAAC
Messenger RNA from Aureobasidium subglaciale EXF-2481, 3521 nucleotides. RefSeq lists its product as uncharacterized. The transcript has a single exon. Gene Ontology annotation, cellular component: cytosol. Lineage: Eukaryota; Fungi; Ascomycota; Dothideomycetes; Dothideales; Saccotheciaceae. Gene Ontology annotation, molecular function: sulfite reductase (NADPH) activity; flavin adenine dinucleotide binding; oxidoreductase activity, acting on the aldehyde or oxo group of donors. Bases 214 to 3396 code for a protein of 1060 amino acids. The record is from RefSeq and is a predicted model, not a curated record.